Hevea brasiliensis (rubber tree) is the source of this 1448-nucleotide messenger RNA. Its product is annotated as trans-resveratrol di-O-methyltransferase-like. The coding region runs from base 57 to 1136 and encodes 359 amino acids. The record is from RefSeq and is a predicted model, not a curated record. NCBI's taxonomy places the organism in Eukaryota, Viridiplantae, Streptophyta, Magnoliopsida, Malpighiales, Euphorbiaceae. Gene Ontology annotation, biological process: methylation. The transcript is spliced from 2 exons. Gene Ontology annotation, molecular function: S-adenosylmethionine-dependent methyltransferase activity; O-methyltransferase activity; protein dimerization activity.
UAUGCAUCAACAUAGUUAGUAGCUACCUUUAGAUUACUAAAAGAGUUGAUUAAUUGAUGGAGUUGGUUAGUGGAGAAACCAUAGAUGAGCUAAUUCAAGCUCAAACUCAUAUAUGGGAUCAUAUGUUUUACUUCAUCAAAUCCAUGUCCCUAAAAUGUGCAGUUCAACUAGGCAUAUCAGAUGCCAUUAACAGCCAUGGCAAACCCAUGACUCUUUCUGAGCUGGUUUCUGCUCUAUCAGUCCACCCUACAAAAACACAACAUCUCUACCGUCUUAUGCGUCUUCUUAUUCACUCGGGUUUCUUUGCUUUGCAGAAAGUUGCUGAUGAUCACUCCCAAGAAGGCUAUUUCCUUACCCCUGCUUCUCGUCUCCUCCUUAAGGACAACCCUUUUGGUUCCAGUCCCCUCAUUACUCUGGUGCUUGAUCCAAUUCUAACGGAACCAUAUAAUUGCAUGAGCACUUGGUUCCAAAAUGAUGAUCCUUCAGCAUUUGUCACUGCCUUUGGAGAGACAAUGUGGGAAAAGUCAAGCCGUGAAUCUGGGUUUAAUCGUCUGCUUAAUGCAUCCAUGGGUGGUGAUAGCUCCCUGAUUGGCAAGGCGGUGAUUAUCAAGUGUAAGGAGGUAUUCGAGGGGCUGAAUUCGUUAGUUGAUGUUGCAGGUGGCACCGGAAAUAUGGCAAAGGCCAUUGCUGAUGCAUUCCCAGACUUGAAGUGCACUGUGUUUGAUCAACCACAUGUUGUUGCUGAUUUGCAAGGCAGCAAGAACUUGAAUUUUCUUGGAGGAGACAUGUUUAAGGCUGUUCCUCCUGCUGAUGCAAUUUUACUGAAGUGGACAUUGCAUGAUUGGAGGGACGAAGAAUGUGUGAAGAUACUCAAGAAUUGCAAAGAGGCACUUGUUACCAGAAACGACAAGCAAGGAGGGAAGGUCAUAAUAAUUGACAUGGUGGUGGGGGACCAGGAUGAUGAUGAUAAGUUCACUGAAACGAAGCUGUUAUUUGAUAUAGAAGGGAUGUCAUGUCUGGUUGGUAAGCAGCGAAACGAAAAGGAGUGGGCAAAUCUCUUCUUCAGUGCUGGAUUCAGCAAGUACAAGAUUAACCCUGUACUAGGCCCCAGAGCUCUCAUCGAGGUUUAUCCUUGAAGAUGCUACUACUACUAUUGGAAAUAUAAAUUAUAAAUAUUAGUAUGUGUGUUUGAGUUAAUAAGUGAAUUGUGUGGAGAUUAAGUAUGUGAAGAAUUAGUUGCCCUUAGUUUAGCCUACUGGCUAUUAGCAGGUGGCGUCAGUUAUGAGUCUCUGCUCCUCCAAUUUCUCAGUUGCUAUCAUAUGUGAAGAGCAUAUAAAGAGUCAUAUAAUUAUUACAAUAAAUAUACAUAUGUGUGUGCCCGCAUUUGAUUUAACUAUGUUUGCAGGAGUGAAGUUGAUUUUGUAAUAUUACAAAUGUGGUUUAUGUUA